This is a messenger RNA of Salvelinus namaycush (lake trout), 561 nucleotides long. RefSeq names its product vesicle transport protein SFT2A-like. The transcript has 6 exons. NCBI's taxonomy places the organism in Eukaryota, Metazoa, Chordata, Actinopteri, Salmoniformes, Salmonidae. Gene Ontology annotation, cellular component: membrane. Bases 145 to 561 code for a protein of 138 amino acids. The record is from RefSeq and is a predicted model, not a curated record. Gene Ontology annotation, biological process: vesicle-mediated transport.
GUAGUAUUGCAUAGAUACGCCCAUCCGUGAAAUCCGAGGAAGUUAGCUAGCUAGACAAUCUAGCUCUGCAUUUUAGUUUAGCUUUCUAGCUAGCUCAUUUAGCUACAAACAAAUAAUAAUCCACAUAAAUAGUUAUUAUCAACGAUGGACAAGCUUCGUAGUAUGAUGGGGGGACGAGAAGACAACGAGGAAACGGGUCUCACGGCGCAGGUCCUGGAUGCCUCGACCCUCAGCUACAGCACCCGGCUGAAGUGGUUCGUCAUAUGCUUCGUUUCAGGCAUCUUGUGCUCCAUACUGGGCACUGCACUGCUGUUCUUACCCAAUGGCACCAAGCUGUUUGCUGUGUUCUACACACUAGGAAACCUUGCUGCACUCUCCAGCACCUGUUUCCUGAUGGGACCUCUAAAGCAGCUGAAGAGAAUGUUUGAACCGACCAGACUGAUAGCCACCUGUGUUGUGCUGCUCUGUCUCGUUUUGACUCUUUGUGCUGUUUUCUGGUGGCAAAAGAAGGGACUGGCCAUCAUCUUCUGCAUUCUACAGUUCUUAGCAAUGACAUGGUAA